AUGUUGGCUGGGGACAGUUUUGAGGCUUGGGUUGAAAAAAUCGACGACCUGCUGCGGAAUCCCAAAUCCGAAGUGAAUUCGGAUUGUUUGCUGGAUGGAUUGGACGCUUUGGUAUACGAUUUAGAUUUUCCUGCCUUAAGAAACCACAAAAAUAUUGACAACUUUUUAAACAGAUAUAAAGACAUGAGUAAAAUUAGAGAUUUACGAAUGAAAGCUGAAGAUUAUGAUGUAGUGAAGGUGAUGGGUAGAGGUGCAUAUGGAGAAGUUCAAUUGGUAAGGCAUAAAUCCACCAGGCAGGUGUACACUAUGAAGCUUCUCAGCAAAUUUGAAAUGAUUGAUGGACCUUAUUCUGCUUUUGCCUGGGAAGAAAGGGACAUCAUGGCUUUUGCUAACAGUCCUUGGGUCGUUCAGCUUUUUUACGCAUUCCAAGAUGAUCAUUACCUCUACCUGGUGAUGGAAUACUUGCCUGGUGGAGAUCUUGGAAACCUAAUGAGGAACUAUGGUGUGCCUGAAAAAUGGGCACAAUUCUAUACUGCGGAAGUAGUUCUUGCAUUGGAUGCAAUUCAUUCAAUGGGUUUUAUUCACAGGGAUGUGAAGCCUGAGAACAUGCUGCUAGAUAGAUCUGGACAUUUGAAGUUAGCAGAUUUUGGUACUAGUAUGAAGAUGAAUAAGGAAGGUAUGGUACGAUGUGAUAGAGUAGUUGAAACAUCCAAAUAUAUUUCCCCUGAAGUAUUUAAAUCCUCAGAUGGUGGUGGUUAUUGUGGACAAGAAUGUGACUGGUGGGCAGUUGGGGUAUUAUUAUAUGAAAUGCUUGUAGGUGAGACAUCUUUUCAUGCAUAUUCUCUGGUUGGAAUUUUUAGUAACAUUAUGAACCAUUCACUUAUCCUCUGUGAUCAUGAUGACAUAUCAAAAGAAGCAAAAAAUCUUAUUUCUGCCCUCCUUACUGACAGAGAAGUGAGAUUAGGGCGAAAUGGUGUAGAAGAAAUCAAACAACAUCUCUUCUUCAAAAAUGAUCUGUGGGCUUGGGAGACACUCUGAGACACUGUAGCACCAGUUGUACCACAUUUAAGCAGUGACAUUGAUACAAGUAACUUUGCUGAUUCAGAAGAUAAAAGAGAUGAAAAAAUAUUCCCUAUGCCUAAAGCUUUUGUUGGCAAUCACCUACCUUUUGUAGGAUUUACAUAUUAUGGCAAUCAUAGGUACUUGACUUCAGCUAAUUCUAAUGAUAAUAGAACUAGCUCCAAUGUGGAUAAAUGCUUGCAGGAAAAUUUGCAAAAAACCAUUUAUAAGCUGGAAGAACAGCUGCAUAAUGAAAUGCAACUAAAAGAUGAAACGGAGCAGAAGUGCAGAACUUCAAACACAAAACUAGACAAGAUAAUGAAAGAACUGGAUGAAGAGGGGAAUCAAAGAAGAAAUUUAGAACCUACAGUGUUGCAAAUUGAGGAGAAGAAAAUGUUGCUACAGCAUAGAAUUAAUGAGUACCAAGGAAAAGCAGAACAGGAAAAUGAGAAGAGGAGGAAUGUAGAAAAUGAGGUUCCUAUUUUAAAGGAAGAAGACUUAAAGAAAAUAAAUCAUAAUUCACAGCUUGCUAAUGAGAAGCUGGCACAGUUACAAAGGCAGCCAGAAGAAGCCAAUGACUUUCUGAGGACAGAAUCAGACACAGCUGUAAGACUAGGGAAGAGUCCUACAGAGAUGAGCACGUCAAUUAGUCAGCUAGAGUCCCUAACCAGAGAAUUGCAGGAGAGAAAUAGGAUUUUAGAGAAUUCCAAGUCACAAAUGGACAAGGAUUAUUACUAGUUGCAGGCUCUGUUAGAAGCUGAACAAAGAGACAGAGGUCAUGAUUCUGAGAUGAUUGGAGACCUUCAAGCUCAAAUUAUAUCUUUACAAGAGGAGGUGAAGCAUCUCAAACAUAGUCUUGAAAGAGUGGAAGGAGAAAGAAAAGAAGCUCAAGGCAUGCUUAAUCACUCAGAAAAGGAAAAGAAUAAUUUAGAAAUAGAUUUGAACUAUAAACUUAAAUCAUUACAACAACGGUUAGAACAAGAGGUAAAUGAACUUAAAGUAAUCAAAGCCCAUUUAACUGACAAACAUCAGUCUAUUGAAGAGGCAAAAUCUGUUGCAAUGUGUAAGAUGGAAAAAAGGUUAAAGGAAGAGAGAGAGGCUCACAAGGAGGCUGAAAGUAGGUUUGUUCAGAUUGAGAAGCAGUGCUCCCUGCUAGAUGCUGAUCUGAAACAGUCUCAGAAGAGGCUUGAGCAUUUGAUGGAAAAUAAAGAAAGAAUAGAGGAUGAAGUUAAGAAUCUAAGUCUUCAGUUGGAGCAAGAAUCAAAUAAGCAACUGUUGUUACAAAAUGAAUUGAAGACUCAAUCAUUUGAAGCAGAUAAUUUAAAAGGACCAGAAAAGCAGAUGAAACAGGAAAUAAAUACUUUAUUGGAAGCCAAGAGAUUAUUAGAAUUUGAGUUAGCUCAGCUUGCAAUGCAAUACAGAGGAAAUGAAGGACAGAUGAGGGAGCUGCAAGAUCUCCUAGAAGCUGAACAAUAUUUCUCAACAUUUUAUAAGACCCAGGUAAAGGAACUUAAGGAAGAAAUUGAAGAAAUAAACAGAGAGAAUUUAAAGAAAAUACAAGAACUACAAAAUGAAAAAGAAACUCUCAAUUUGGAUCUAGCAGAAACAAAAGCUGAGUGUGAGCAGUUGGCUUGAGGGCUUCUGGAAGAGCAGCAUUUUAAACUGGCCCAAGAAAGCAAGAAAGCUGCUUCAAGAAAUAGACAAGAGAGACAAGAGAUUACCGAUAAAGAUCGCACUGUUAGUUGGCUUGAAGAAACAAACAGCAUGCUUACCAAAGAUACUGAAUUAUUAAGAAAAGAAAAUGAAGCACUGAUGUAUAAAAUGAGGAAGACAGAGGAAAAAUAUAAAUUAAAGAAAGAGGAAAAGAUUAGUAAUCUUAAAGCUGUCUUUGAAGAGAAUAUCAACAGAGAAUGAACCCUAAAAACAUAAGCUAUUAACAAGUUGGCAGAAAUAAUGAAUCGGGAAGAUUUAAAAAUUGAUAGAAAGAAAGCUAAUAUACAGGAUUUGGGAAAGAAAGAAAAGGAAAAUCGAAAGCUACAACCAACCGGAAGUAUCACAGGCUUCAGGGUUAAGUGUCCCUGGCGUCUCGACCCUGUCCGUAUGUACGCUUUCCCGGGAGUCUUACCAGAACGAGGAUCUUCAGAGCUUCCCCGCUCUGGGUCUCAGGGUUCCUGUUCCAGAGCCACUUGUCGGUCUCUCCCUGCCUCUGACCCGCAGACAAGGGGGGAGACACGAAGAAAUAUUGAAGACCUGAAAGGACCAGCCAGGGGACUCAAGGCUUCAAUGCACAAGACAAGCAGUCACCCUGAUGAAACACAGUGCAAGGGCUGCAUGGUUAUGCAUGCUCAGCUUUCCUCAGAGCCCCAACAGCAGCACCCAGACAAAAGAGGAGCACUGACUCACACUGCCUCCUUGCAGAUGGGGAGGUGGGACUUCAGCAACCCCCAGCGAAUUGUCAACCAGCCCUGCCUUCCCAUUGAAGGGUUCGGAGAAUUACGUCUGGGCAGGGCUCCCACGCUCCUUCUCACGCUACGCUGCCGGCAACUACCCCGCGUGCCCGCAGCUCCCCCGCCGCCUCCAGCUGACAUUUCCUCGCCCGGAACCGCGGAACUCGGCACCCAGCCCAGGUGUGCUCGUCAGUUUUAG
Manis pentadactyla (Chinese pangolin) is the source of this 3705-nucleotide messenger RNA. Its product is annotated as rho-associated protein kinase 1-like. The record is from RefSeq and is a predicted model, not a curated record. Gene Ontology annotation, biological process: embryonic morphogenesis; peptidyl-threonine phosphorylation; regulation of cell junction assembly. NCBI's taxonomy places the organism in Eukaryota, Metazoa, Chordata, Mammalia, Pholidota, Manidae. Gene Ontology annotation, cellular component: cytoplasmic stress granule; cytoplasm; cytoskeleton. Gene Ontology annotation, molecular function: ATP binding; Rho-dependent protein serine/threonine kinase activity; small GTPase binding.